Molecule: messenger RNA, 633 nt
Organism: Aspergillus oryzae RIB40
Lineage: Eukaryota; Fungi; Ascomycota; Eurotiomycetes; Eurotiales; Aspergillaceae
Exons: 1
Coding region: 1-633 (210 amino acids)
Source: RefSeq, a predicted model, not a curated record
AUGGAAACUCCCAAGGAUCCUUCUCUUCUGGAGUAUGCCCGUUUCUACGGUAUUGCCCGGGAUUUCACGGCCGUCGAUCCCAUCACAAACAUCGACGAGACCGCAUCUGAAACACCACUACCCCGGGAUGCUCUAUCGGAAUUUCAAGAUUACAUCUACGAGACACAGAGAAACGUUGAGGAUAAUCUUCGCAAAGAAAAGCUCAAUGUCAGGAAAGAAAGCGCUCGGUUGCUAGCAUCGGUGAUACAAGAUGCAAGAGCAGAAAAAUUAGACAUAAAUUGGGAUGAACUUCUACCUAAAUUUAGUCAAGUUGACGAGCUUAAAGUGCAACUUCCGAUCCUUGACAAUGACAGCAUCUCGGAUACGUUGCGAUAUACAAGUCCGUUACGUUACGACGAGAACAAGAUCGAAAUCCGUCCUCUCGACGAACCGUGCCAGAAACUUAAGGACGAAGAUAUCACGGCCGACCUUUUAACCAAGGCUGACCAGGUUCUGAAGGAUAUUAUGCCAGAGAAGCUAAAGUGUAGCAGAGAGUCGAUGUUGUUGAUACAAAAGGCCAGAGACUGUGGAGGUCUUCAUUUCGCAGAUUUAGAAAGUCUUUUGAACGAAAUGAUAAUUUCCGGUCAGGUAUGA